Messenger RNA from Erpetoichthys calabaricus (reedfish), 3123 nucleotides. Its product is annotated as zinc finger protein 664-like. NCBI's taxonomy places the organism in Eukaryota, Metazoa, Chordata, Cladistia, Polypteriformes, Polypteridae. Bases 220 to 1665 code for a protein of 481 amino acids. Gene Ontology annotation, biological process: regulation of transcription by RNA polymerase II. Gene Ontology annotation, molecular function: DNA-binding transcription factor activity; RNA polymerase II cis-regulatory region sequence-specific DNA binding. The transcript is spliced from 3 exons. The record is from RefSeq and is a predicted model, not a curated record.
GUCGUGAAUGACGUAGUAGCUACUGUAUCUAUCGCGUGCUGCAGUUCCUCUCUGUUUGCUCUUAUGAGACCCUCGUGCUCAGACUUCUUAACGGCCAGAAGACCAAGCAAAGGUGCACAAGGUGUCUAAUUGUCUCCACCUCAGGGCUGUCCAUGUGAGAAGUGAAUCUGAGAAGAGAAGGGCAGACACUUAAAGAGAGAGAAGAGUUUCCCACAGAGCAUGGCCUCUGCCAAAGAAGAUGGUGUGAAUGAAAAAACAGUGGACAUUAAAGAAGAGGACUGUGAGCGGCUCACACCAGAAGAUGUGUGUAUGAAGCUGGAGGAUCACAAAGAAAGAAUUUCAGUUGUUAAAGAGGAGGAGGAGUGCAAGGAGGUGACUGCUGCCAUUAAACCAGAGGAUUUGAAUGAUUUCUCCAUUGGCCUUGAUAUUCAAAAGCAUGAAACUAAUGAUAUUUUCAACCAAGAUGCCUGUGAAGAAUCUCCAUCCAGUUUACAGCCCUGGUCCACUAAUACGGGAUGUCUGGCUACGCAGGAGAAUUCGGCAGAGGUGAAAUCAGAGUUAUCAGAGUCUGAAGAGAAAAUCACCGAGGGAAAUGGGAGAGAAGGAGAAGAGUUACCUGGGAGUGUUGGAAUAAAAUUGCAGAAGAAUGGCAGCUUCUCUCCACCCUCAUUUGGUCAGCCCUCUCUUCAAUACAAAGAGAAAGGUAUGAAGAUUCACACAGGAAAAAAAACAUAUUGUUGUCAUGAAUGUGGCAAGCAUUUCUCAAAGAUCCAGAAUUUUAACAAACACAAAAAAAAUCACUCUGGAGAGCAGAAACCCCAUUGCUGUAAAGAAUGUUGCAAACGAUUCUCAAUGAGAUGCCAUCUUGAGUACCACAGAAGAAUCCACACAGGAGAAAAACCUCAUUGCUGUCCAGAAUGUGGUAAGUCAUUCUCAAGCAGAAGCUGUCUUCAGAGGCACAGAAGAAUGCACACAGGAGAAAAUACUCAUUGUUGUCCAGAAUGUGGUAAGUCAUUCUCAACGAGAAGCCAUCUUCAGAGGCACAGAAGAAUCCACACAGGAGAAAAACCUCAUUGUUGUCCAGAAUGUGGUAAGUCAUUCUCCAGUAGAAGCAAUCUUCAGAGUCACAGAAGAAUCCACACAGGAGAAAAACCUCAUUGUUGUCCAGAAUGUGGGAAGUCGUUUUCAUGUAAAAGCUCUCUUCAGUGUCACAGAAGAAUACACACAGGAGAAAAACCUCAUUGUUGUCCAGAAUGUGGUAAGUCAUUCUCUAGUAGAAGCUCUCUUCAGUGUCACAGAAGAAUACACACAGGAGAAAAACCUCAUUGCUGUUCAGAAUGUGGUAAGUCGUUCUCAAGGAGAAGCCAUCUUCAGACUCACUUUACAAUCCACACAGGAGAAAAACCUCAUUGUUGUCCAGAAUGUGGGAAGUCGUUUUCAUGUAAAAGCUAUCUUCAGUGUCACAGAAGAAUACACACUGGAGAAAAACCUCAUUGUUGUUCAGAAUGUUGUAAGUCGUUCUCACAUAUAAGCCAUCUUCAGAGGCACAAAAGAAUCCACACAGGAGAAAAACCUUAUUGUUGUCCAGAAUGUGGCAAACGAUAUUCUGACAAACUCAGUUUUCAAAGGCACACAGAAAUUCAUACUGGAGAGAAUCCAUAUUGAUGUUCUCAAUGUGGUAAAAGGUUUUUCAACAGUAGCUGUUUUCGAGUACACACACAAACUCACAUGGAAGAGAAAAUGCAGUAUGUGUGUUCUGAAUGUGGCAAAUGUUGUGCAAGCCAGAAAUGUCUUUAUAGACAGGCCAAAAUCCACACUGGAAGAAAAUCUUUUUGCUGAUCUGAAUGGGCAAACAAUUCUUACAUUUAUACUCAUUUCAGUGCCACAUUAGAACUCAUGCUGCAGAGAAGCCUUAUUAUUGUCCUGAAUGUGAUAAGAAGUUCUCACAACAAAGCACCCUACUGAGUCAAAUGAGACUUCACACCGGAGAGAAACUUUACCAUUGCUUGGAAUGUGGCAAACAAUUCUCACACCUUAAUUCUCUGUAUAAUCAUAGGAGAAGUCAUACUGGAGAGAAGCCUUACAGUUGUAAUGAAUAUGCGAUUUUCAUAUAACAGUUUUGUCUUCACAAACAUAAAAUAUUUCAUCCUGGUAAGAAAGAAAGCUGUUCUGAAUGUGGCAAGCUUUUCUCAGACAGCACUACUCUUAAAGAUCACAUGAGAAUUCACUCUGGAGCAAAAACCCUAAUACUGACCAGAAUGUGGGAAACGGUUCUCACGUCCAAGCGCACUUAGGUGGCACAGAAGGGUCCAUACUGGAUAGAAGCCAUACACCUGUUCUGAAUUUGGUAAAGGAUACACUUCCAGAAAAUGUUUUCAGAGACACAUACAAAGUCAUAUUGGAGUAAAGCCUGUCCCAGAAACGACAAAUUAUGUUUCUAUUGGUUCCUCAAGCAUAAAAAAUGAAUAAUGAACUUCUGAAUGAGGUAAAGGACUCCAGGUUAAAGUAGUUAAUAAGUACAUAAGAAUAGUGGAGAAAACACUGAAAGUGGCAAAUAGAUCCUAGAUGUAAGGUAACCUCAGAGCCACAUAUGAAUUCUAUGGAAGAAUAGUUUUACGGUAACAUAGCAUUCAUCUUAGAGAUACAGCAUAAAGAGUUAAUAAAUGUGGGAAAACAAAUAAUGGUCAAGUGAACAACAAAAUGUAACCUGAAAUAUAAGAUUUGGUUUAGGAAAAAUACUGAGAUGGUCAAGUAAAUAAAGAAUGUACCAGAAGAAAGGUUGAUGUGAUAUACAAAAUGGAAAGAAAGAUUUCUAAGACAUCAGCAGACGUACUUUAAGCAAAGAGAAUGGACAAUUGUUAUGUGAACUGAAAUGUCAAAGCUGAUGGUGCAACUCAAAGGUAUAAGAAGAACCAGAAUAUAAUAUAACUGACUUUUAUUUUAUAUAAAUCAUUUGGGUGUAAACUAACUGUUAUGUAUAUGUAAGAAUUUAAGACUAAAUAUAAGGUUUGUUUAAUUACAAAUAAUUACAUUGAAUGUGUGAUGUGCCUUCACCUUGGUAUUAAUGCGCACGUUACUGCUAGAACUUGUUACACACAUAAAAUGAUGAAACUUUGAAAAUUG